Girardinichthys multiradiatus is the source of this 4962-nucleotide messenger RNA. It is a transcript of the gene znf628, whose product is annotated as zinc finger protein 628. The transcript has 9 exons. Bases 427 to 4641 code for a protein of 1404 amino acids. The record is from RefSeq and is a predicted model, not a curated record. Lineage: Eukaryota; Metazoa; Chordata; Actinopteri; Cyprinodontiformes; Goodeidae. Gene Ontology annotation, biological process: regulation of transcription by RNA polymerase II. Gene Ontology annotation, cellular component: nucleus. Gene Ontology annotation, molecular function: RNA polymerase II cis-regulatory region sequence-specific DNA binding; DNA-binding transcription activator activity, RNA polymerase II-specific.
GUUGGAAGGCGGCGGCGGGUUGAGGAUUGCUGUUAGUUUGCGCUGUGUUUAUUGUUAAGGUUGUGUGGAUUAGCACUGCAGUGGCCAGUUCGUAGCUAUAACAUCCAUAGUUUAACUAUAGGAUGAGUUAAAGAGGCGCGCUGGCGUGUGAGGAGCUGUAAAGCGGGGACGGACGCGGAGCUGACGGCUGGGAGGUGGGAACAACAUCUCCGGCCACAGGAGGGAGGAGAGACUGGGAGAAGAAUUUAAACCGGGACUUACUGAGUGACAUCACAGAGUGACCUGCCCCAGAGUACCCGGUUUCUGUGACCGCUGCAGUUUUCUGUUUAAAAAAAACAUGACUGAAGCCAUGAUCAUGCACCCAGGUUGAGUCCCACCAGGUUCCGUAAAACUUUACGAUCAUCUUGUCACCAGUCUGACCUGCUAAUGGCCAACUCUGUUGCCUUAGUGGUUCAAGCAGAGCUCCUGCCGCCCCAAUCCGCUCCCUCCCUCUCCUCCUUCCCAUCCCUGCUGGGAUCAGGGGAUGAUGGGGAGGACGACAGGGAGGAAGGGCAGCUGGUGGAUGGAGGCAAGGAGUUAGAGGAAGGUGGAGAGGAGGUGGUCCUGGACGUUGUUGCAACGUCUGGGUCAGAGCCAGCUUCAGUUCAGCAGCCUGAGCAGUCGGAACAUCCCUUUCAGUGUCUGGACUGUGGGAAGAGCUUCAGGUGGUCAUCCAGGUUGACCCACCACCAGCGCAGCCACAAUAAUGAGAGACCCUACCGCUGCAACCUCUGCCCAAAGGCCUUCAAGGGCUCCUCUGCUCUGCUCUACCACCAGCGGUCCCACUCAGGAGAGAAGCCUUAUAAAUGUGAUGACUGUGGCAAAGCCUUCAAACGCUCGUCCCUUCUCCAGGUCCAUCGGAGUAUUCACACUGGAGUCCGGGCUUUCUUGUGCCCCUAUUGCCCCUUAACCUUUAAAUGGAGUUCUCACUACCAGUAUCAUCUGAGGCAGCACACUGGGGAGUGUCCAUACCCGUGUGACACUUGUCCCAAAGCAUUUAAGAACUCAAGUAGCCUGCGGCGGCACAAAAAUGUCCAUCUGGGCCUUAAGCCUUACACGUGCUCGGUGUGUAACAAGUCCUUUACUCAGUCCACAAACCUGCGGCAACACAUGAGGAUACAUACAGGUGAGAGGCCGUACGUCUGCGGUGAUUGUGGUCGAAGCUUCACACAUUCAUCAAACCUGGCUUUGCACAAGAGCUCUCAUGCCAACCUUAACGCAGGUGUCAAGGAGAGGAAGAGGGGAGAGGAUGGGCCUAAGGGGAAUGAGGUAGUGGAGGUGGUGGUUGGGGCAGAGGAGGUGACAUCAACCAUUUUGACAGACAUGGUGGGGUUUGUGAGCCAGGAAGGAACUGAUGGAGUUGGCGUGGGAAUGGAAGAAGUGUUCCUGUCAACAACUUCCUCUGAUCAGAACCCGGGCCUUCUCCCACAGCUCACCCUCGCACCUUCCGGGGAGGAUGUGUGCACAUCCAGGGCUAUUGGGACAGAGGUCCACCUGAGCACCGACACCGGGGCAAGCGUCCUGCUGUACAGCUGCGGCAGCUGCAACCACACAUUUGGCACAAGAACUGAGUUGGAGCAGCACCAGACUAUCCACAUGGCUACUGGUGAACACGACACUAGUGGCGAGGCGGGGCAUGGAGCAGGGAUGGAGGUUGGAGAUGCACUUGUGGGAGCUGGACACCUGCUGGCUGACUUUGAAGAGGUGGUGGAAACCACCACUGUGGCUGAAAGUGGACAUACAACCAAGGUGCUCCUUGGUUUAGCAGAGGGUGUUGAUGACAGUAAUGCUAAUGUGGGCACCACCCAGGCCCAGUUUGACCUGCUGCAGAGCUUCACCAAGGUGACUCAGAGCUCCGAGGCCAUUCAGCCAGGGGCCAGAACCACAUGGGCAGGGCUGUCGUGUGGCUACUGCAGUAAGACCUUCAAGACUAGCGCAGGGCUCAACAGACAUGUGUCGCUGAUGCACUCUCUUUCAUCGCAGUCACGCUCCCAGUUCAGCUGCUCCGCCUGCGACCGCUCUUUCCCUCUGCUCUCGUCACUGCUCACCCACCAACACUCCCACACCCCGGAGCAGCGCCUCCUGGCCGAGGCAGAGGCCGAGAUAGUGUGUCCUCCGUCCCUUUCCCUGUCUCUGCCCUUGCCCUCCUCCCCCAGCCAGGCUGACAAGCAGCAGGAGGUCCAGAGGGAGAUCCACGUGGACAUCAUCGCUGUCGGCGAGGAGCAAGAGGAGCACCCAGCCAAACCGGCGAAAGCCCUCAAAAAGGCGGGAUCCGGGAAGAACGCUCCUGCUGGAGAAAGGCCGUACCGCUGUUUGGAGUGUGGAAAAGCCUUUAAAGGUUCCUCGGGGCUGAAGUACCACAUGCGGGAUCACACUGGCGAAAGGCCCUAUCGCUGCACUGAGUGUGGAAAGAGCUUCAAAAGAUCGUCUCUGCUCUCCAUCCACCAACGAGUACACACAGGAGUACGGGCGUUCCAGUGUCCCCAAUGCCCUCUAACCUUCAAAUGGAGUUCCCACUACCAGUACCACUUGCGACAGCACACAGGUGAGCGACCGUAUGUAUGCAAAGAGUGCGGCAAGUCCUUCAAGAACACCAGCUGCCUGCGGCGACACAGCCAGAUGCAUUCUGGGUUUCGGCCUCAUACGUGCUCCAUCUGCUCCAAGUCUUUCUCCCAGACGUCGAAUCUCAAACAGCAUGAAAGAACGCAUUCUGGCGAGAGGCCGUUUCAGUGCACGCACUGCAGCAAAAGCUUUACACACUCCUCCAACCUCCAGCUCCACCUCCGCACGCACUCUACAAGCAAGGACUACAAAUGCCCGUACUGCUCCAAGGAGUUUGUCAUGCACUCGUAUUUGCAGAGACACAUCCGUACCCACGGCAAUGGUGUUUCCCUCCCUGGGCCCGGAGGCGGAGGUAAGGAUGGCGUGGCUGUGAAGGCCAGCUUGGGUGGAGUCACAACCACCACAACCCUGCUCAAUCCCAUCACCCUGGAAACCAUGGGAAACAGCGGCAGCCUGAUCGUGUCCCAGCCAGCGCUUAAUAUACCCCCUAACACCUCCCAGAACUACUUCAUGAUUCAGACAUCAAACGGCCUGCAGCUCAUCCCUCUGUCACCCCCUGCUCUUCCACCUCCUCCUCCACCACCACCUCCAUCCCAAUCACAAAACUUUCUCCUCCUUCAGUGUCCCACCGCUAAUGGCAGCCAGUCCAGGCUUAUUCUUCUCCCCGCAGCAAACAACCCUCCACCAGCUCCAGAGCCACAGUCCCUUCCCAUUCUUCAGACUGUUCAAGCAUUCCAGCCUGUCCUCAACCAAACGCACACUCAGAUAUCCCAGUUUCAAACCAUAUCCCAGCACCAGCAUGCCAACAUCAUCAUUACGAACACUCCGCACACUCAGGUUGCCACGACGAACCACAGCAUCUCGGCUCUGCUGACCAAGCCCAUACUGGGGAAGAGCACACGGACCGCACGGGGCCGGCGCGGCCGCAAACCAAAAGCUGCUCUUCAGAAAACUGCAGCGUCUCCUGUCGGUCUGACUGCAGGUGGCGCCGUCCCAGUGAAAAACUGUAACACAGAAAGCGAUCCUCAGAUUGUUACUGUUAAUAACACAGGCUCUAAACUGUCCUGCUCUGCUGUUCAAACACUCACAUCCUCCACCACUGUAGCCCCCACCGAGGCCAUCUCAGGAGCCCCACCAGCCACCACAGAAGCCACAAAAUCACCUUCUGCUACCCCAGAGGACAUCCCUCAUUCCUCUAUGGAGCAAAUCGGGAAGGAGAGAACAAUGACGGGAAAACAGUUUGUUUUGUGCUUCGAAAACGCUGAGGAACUGAAGCAGGGGGUGAACGUGGAGGAGGGUGGGGACCCAUACGUGUUACAGUUUGAAGGGAAUCAGUCCGGGGAGGCAGCUGAUGAAGGGAUCAAUGGAGAAAGAAAGUCCAUUGUGUUGCAGUUUAAGACAGACGGACAAGAUGAAGGGGAAAAGGGCGGGAAUAAGGAGGGGGUGAUGUCACUUCUGCAUGAAUGGGGUGAAGCAAAGCAGGGCGGGAGUCAGGCAGUUGGGGAGGAAGGCCAGGGGGAGUCCUACAUCCUUCAUUUCCACACCGAAGCUCAGGCUAAUUCUCCAUCAGGUGCUACCUUCAACCAAGGACAAGACAACAGUGUUGAGCUUUCGUGUGCACCCACCCAGGCUUUUGUCCCCAUCAACGGACAAGAGGUGGUGUUUGACCAGAUGGAGGCAGAGGCCGAGCAGGGCGUGCAGAUGAUAGCGCUGAUUGAAGGCGAAGGGGAAAUGAUGGGAGAAGACGGGGCAGGUUGCAAUACCGGAGCUGAUGCCAUGGCUGAGGAUGAGGGAGGAGUGCAAAGCAUAUUCCAGCUUGAAAACGGAGAUGAAAUCGUUAUAAUCGAGGUAAGCACCAGCCAGCUGAGAGGUGAGGAGGGGGAGAUCUCCACACACAGCCAUGCAAAAGGUGAAGGCGUAACGGCGGACGUGAACGAAAUGUUGGCGAAAGAACACAGUUCAGUAGUGCAAACAUCGGCUGAAGACUCAAGAAAGAACUGCCCUAUAUCAAACUCUGAGGAGCUAAAGUUCUCCGAGUAAAUACCGGGUUCUUGAGAAGGUGAAUGAUUCACUUUGUGGGCUGGUUGGUAGCACUUUAGUCAUUUCAGUUCUCCUGGAAGGGAGAGCGAACAUGCAUUUAGAGAAGUAUUGUGUUGUAAUGCCAUGGUGCCACUUUCUAGAAAUGUUAUACAUUUAAAUAGGCUAAAACAUGGACCUUUAUUUCUGAAUGCAGUAGUUAAAUUAUACUGUCAUUGGCAGUUUGUUGAAGUAUGAUUUUGUUAAUAAGUGUUGUACAUGGAACACUUUCCUCGCAGUGUUGAUAGCAAAUAGUAACUAACUAAUAAUAAAUAUGUUAAUAUA